Messenger RNA from Temnothorax curvispinosus, 1858 nucleotides. RefSeq names its product probable methylmalonate-semialdehyde dehydrogenase [acylating], mitochondrial. Gene Ontology annotation, cellular component: mitochondrion. Lineage: Eukaryota; Metazoa; Arthropoda; Insecta; Hymenoptera; Formicidae. The record is from RefSeq and is a predicted model, not a curated record. Gene Ontology annotation, biological process: thymine catabolic process; L-valine catabolic process. Gene Ontology annotation, molecular function: methylmalonate-semialdehyde dehydrogenase (acylating, NAD+) activity; malonate-semialdehyde dehydrogenase (acetylating, [NAD(P)+]) activity. The transcript is spliced from 8 exons. Bases 63 to 1622 code for a protein of 519 amino acids.
CAUUUUUUCCACACGAAUCAUUCAGUUCCAAGCCGCUCGUGUCGAACGUGUUAACCGAAAGCAUGACGCUCCUCGCGAGAAUCGUCAAGUGUGAGACACGCUUAACCAGAUCCUACAGCAAUGCCGCCCCGACAGUUAAAAUGUACAUCGAUGGACAAUUCAUAGAGUCAAAGGCCACGGAGUUCACGGAUGUCCACGAUCCAGCGACGAAUCAAUUGUUAUGCCGCACUCCAAAAUGCACGAGGAACGAGAUGGAGAGUGCGGUACAGAGUGCACGGAAGGCAUACGAGAGCUGGCGGCACACCAGCGUGCUAACGAGACAAAAUUUGAUGCUAAGAUAUCAGGCUCUCAUCCGCGAACACUCGAAAGAUAUUGCGGCGAAUCUCGUGAAAGAAAAUGGAAAGACUAUGGCUGACGCGGAGGGAGAUGUGCUUCGAGGUCUUCAGGUCGUCGAUGCGUGCACGUCGAUCCCGAUGCUGCAAAUGGGCGAAUCCACGGCCAAUAUCGCCACGGACAUGGACAUCAUCUCGUACAAAGUACCUCUCGGUAUUACCGCAUCCAUUUGUCCCUUCAACUUCCCCGCUAUGAUACCGCUCUGGUCGUUUCCGAUAUCGGUCGCGUGCGGGAACGCCGCUAUCCUGAAGCCGUCGGAACGGGUACCAGGUGCGUCCAUGAUCCUCGCUGAACUCUUCACGAAAGCCGGUGCACCAGCUGGCCUUCUGAAUGUAAUACACGGCCAACAUGCAGCUGUAGACUUCAUCUGCGAGCAUCCCGACAUCAAGGCUGUCUCGUUCGUCGGUUCCGAUCAGGCGGGCAAGUAUAUUUACAAGCAGAGCAGCGCGCACGGCAAAAGGGUACAGUGCAACAUGGGCGCUAAGAAUCAUUGCGUCGUUCUGCCAGACGCGAAUAAGAACAAAACGUUGUCGCAAAUCGCCGGGGCGGCUUUCGGCGCCGCCGGGCAGCGAUGCAUGGCGCUCUCGGUGGCCAUUUUCGUGGGCAAAUCCAAGGAAUGGAUACCCGAACUAGUAGAGGCGGCGAAGAAGUUGAAGGUAAACGCCGGUCACGUGCCCGGCACGGAUCUGGGACCUGUUAUAUCGCCGCAAGCGAAGCAGAGGAUCAGAGAGCUGGUCGAAUCCGGCGUUAAAGACGGCGCGAAAUUGGAUCUCGACGGACGAGAUAUCGUUGUGCCCGGCUACGAAAACGGGAAUUUCGUCGGACCCACAGUGUUAACUGACGUUAAGCCUACGAUGAAGUGUUACACGGAAGAAAUAUUCGGACCCGUUUUAUCGUGCAUGUUCGCCGACACCACCGACGAGGCCAUCGACAUCAUCAAUAAAAAUCCUUACGGCAAUGGCACGGCAAUUUUCACGACAAAUGGGGCGACAGCCAGGGCAUUCGUAAACAGAAUCGAAGCCGGCCAAGUCGGAAUUAAUGUUCCCAUACCCGUUCCUCUACCGAUGUUCAGUUUCACUGGUAACAAGGGUUCCUUCCUCGGCGAUAUGCACUUUUACGGCAAAUACGGAGUAAAUUUCCACACGCAAACGAAGACAAUAACACAGCUAUGGAGAUCCAGUGAUGCUACCGAUAUCGCGUCGUCGACGGCGAUGCCUACUAUGCAAUGAGACUGUAAUUACGUGUGAUUUUAUGAUAUACCAAAACUUCACUCAACUUCACUGUGUUCUUAAAUUUCAUGAGUAAGAACGUAAAAAGCUUAAUUCCGUGAUUCGUCACGCAAUUAUAAACAAUGUCUUCCAUUGUUGUGUACAAAUCUGUUUCUGUAAAUGUUGAGCAUAUUUUUAUGGCCUAGAUAGACUACAUAUAUUUUUUAUACCACAAUAAAAUGUAGUACAAAUAUCAA